This is a messenger RNA of Mytilus californianus (California mussel), 2269 nucleotides long. RefSeq names its product heat shock 70 kDa protein 12B-like. Gene Ontology annotation, molecular function: ATP-dependent protein folding chaperone; ATP binding. The record is from RefSeq and is a predicted model, not a curated record. The coding region runs from base 111 to 1898 and encodes 595 amino acids. NCBI's taxonomy places the organism in Eukaryota, Metazoa, Mollusca, Bivalvia, Mytilida, Mytilidae. The transcript has 5 exons.
UAGGUUAUUCAAUCUACUAUCUAACUUCAGGAAGUAAAUUGGAAAGAUCUUAUUAUAUCUUUGUUUUAUUACUCUUUUGUUAAUGGACCAGUUAUAAGUCAUCGACCCAGAUGUCUGGAAUAAUUGCAGCACCAUCAGAGUUGGAUGUUCAAUCCACAGGGGUACUUGUUUCUGUUGCUUUGGACAUUGGAACUUCUUUUUCAGGAUUCGCAUUUCUGACAAGAAAUGAUUUUAAAAUAAACCCUUUGCGUGUUGUUUGCAAGCAUUGGCAUGUUGGCGAGCUGGGAACACUGUAUAAGACUAAAUCAAUUAUUCUAUUGAACCAAAAGAAAGAGUUUGUUGCUUUUGGAUAUGAUGCUGAGAAUAAGUAUGCAAGAAUGAGUGUCGAUGAAGCAAAGGAAUACUAUUACUUUCCAUACUUUAAAAUGGCGUUAUAUGGAGAACAGUCACUACGGAAGAAUAUGAAGAUACCAGAUGAAAGUGGUAACAAGAUGCCAGCUUAUAAAGUAUUUGGAGAAGCAAUCAAAUUUUUAAAAGAUGCAGCAUUAGAGGAACUUCUGAAAUCAUGUGUUAUUAAAGAAACAGAUGUUAAAUGGAUUGUAACUCUUCCUGCUAUAUGGAGUGAAUCUGCAAAACAGUUUAUGGUGUAUGCAAGUAAAGAGGUUGCAGGGAUAGCUGAAGAUAAAUUGGAGAUCACAUUAGAACCAGAGUCUGCAGCAUUGUGUUGUAACUAUUUAGCCUUAGAGAGGAAUGAAGAAACUUCCGUAAGCUUAAAGACGUUUGACAAUGGACGGAAAAUCAUGGUUCUAGAUUUAGGAGGUGGUACUGUGGAUAUAACGACGUAUCAAGUUACGACAACUGAAGGUAAAAACACAUUAAAAGAAAUAUACAAAGCAACUGGCGGACCAUGGGGUGGCAGAAAAGUUGAUGAAGCCUUUGAGAAUUUCUGGAGUAAAUGCUUAGGAACAGAGACAUGGAAAAAGCUUAAGCUGGAAUAUAGAGAUGAAAUCUAUGAAUUUUUCAACAGAUUUGAAAUACAGAAAAGAAGCUAUAAACACGAAUCUAGAGAAAAAAUAUCACUGACGCUGCCAGAAUGCAUACGUGAAGUUGAAGGACUAUCAAGUCUGUUGAGCGAACAAAUCGGAGAUGUUUCGAUAAAAAGAGGGAAAAUAACAUUCCCAGAUGAAACAUUUAAUAAGUUUUUCGAUGCUUGCUUGAAAGGAGAAGACGGGGAAGGGUUGGUUAAAAUGGUGGACGGCUUAUUCUCAAAUGAGAAAAUGGCAGACAUAUAUGCAGUGCUGAUGGUCGGAGGACUUUCCGAAUCUUCAAUUGUCCAGACUGCUAUCAAGGAAACGCUCAGUCAGAAAAGCAGAGCGAAAGUAUUUGUUCCAACUGAACCAGGGUCUGUGGUGUUGAAAGGGGCUGCUAUUUAUGGAUUUGCACCAGAUAUCAUCAUGGAAAGAGUUAUUCGUCAUACGGUUGGCAUAAGUACUCGUGUAGCAUUUGAUGAAGAAAAGCAUUCUCGUUCGUCUGCUCACUACCACAAAGUAGAAAAUGAAGAAUACAUAGAAGAUAAAUUUCACCCAUUUGUAAGAGCUGGCGAUACAAUUCAACCUGGGGAACAGAAAACGCACAAUUUUAACGCAGUUGCAGUUAAUUCGCAUGGGUCAUUAGAAAUUGAAGUAUAUGCUUCAACGGAAAGAGAUCCUGAAUACACACGAGAUCCAAACAGUGAAAGCACAUGGAAACUAGGUUGUGUAAGUUUUCCAAAAUUUGACAAGCAAAACCUUGGAACAACUGUUACAGUGAAUAUGACUUUCGGAUGUACUAGGUUACAUGUUAAUGCAAAACUCGAAAAUGGCGACGAUGUCGAUUGCAGUCUGAAUUUAUUGAAAUAAGAAUUCUUUAAAACAUAUUGAGUAAUCACGAGAAUAUAGACGGCAGAUAGAAAACAAUAAUACAAAAUGCGUUCGUCGUUGACUCGUAUAUUAUAUUUGAAUGUAUGUGUUUCGCACGUAUGAUGCACACUUUGUGAAUCUGACAUUAUUACCCUGUUGUCUUGUACCUGUCUUUUAUAUUAACUACUGCAGCAUAUAACCUGAAAGUUUUAUGUUCGUGUUUUGUAGUCCGUUGUUUGUCUUUUUUUUUAGGCCAUGGCGUUGUCUGUUUUAUUGGAUUCUUGGUAAUUACUCUAAAUGAUAUAUAUUGUACAAAUAUCACUGUGUAUGUCACGGUAUUAUUGAUUUGUAAUAAAGAUGAAGAAAUAUGA